This is a messenger RNA of Staurois parvus, 1244 nucleotides long. Lineage: Eukaryota; Metazoa; Chordata; Amphibia; Anura; Ranidae. The record is from the annotation of a GenBank genome assembly.
AUGCCUUAUGUGGAUCGUCAGAAUCGCAUUUGUGGCUUCCUGGACAUCGAGGAGCAUGAAAACAGUGGCAAGUUUCUGCGGAGAUAUUUUAUCCUGGACACCAGCCAAAAUAGCCUGCUUUGGUACAUGGACAAUCCACAGAACCUUCCUGCAGGUUCCCCUUCUGUAGGGUGUCUUAAGCUCACAUAUAUUUCAAAGGUGAGCGAUGCCACCAAGCUCAGACCAAAGGCUGAAUUUUGUUUUGUAAUGAAUGCUGGCAUGAGAAAAUACUUCCUGCAAGCCAAUGAUCAGCAAGAUUUAGUAGAAUGGGUUAAUGUCCUUAAUAAAGCAACCAAAAUUACAGUACCAAAACCUUGUGACCAACCAUGCCCUGCAGACAGCGUGAACAACCAGCUUGAAUACACAGGCAGUAAAAAACAGAUUUCUUACAAGACUGAAAUUGUAGGUGGUGUUCCCAUUAUCACCCCCACACAGCAGCAAGAACUCAGUGAAUGUGCCAACACUGGUGACAGAGGCAACCUAAAACGCAGCCAAAGCCAGCUCCCAUCUCCCCCUUAUCGGUUAUCUGAGGGCGGUGUGAUAAAAGCCGGAUACUGUGUUAAACAGGGGGCUGUGAUGAAGAACUGGAAAAGAAGAUUCUUUCUCCUAGAUGAGAAUACAAUAGGAUACUUCAAAUCUGAAUUGGACAGGGAGCCACUGCGAUUGAUACAACUGAGAGAGGUGCAGAAAGUACAGGAGUGCAAACAGAGUGACAUCAUGUUGAGAGACAAUUUGUUUGAAAUUGUAACAAGCUCACGAACAUUUUUCGUACAGGCUGACAGUCCAGAAGAAAUGAACAGCUGGAUCCGAGCCAUAUCUGGUGCUAUUGUGGCACAGCGUGGGCCAGCAAGAUCAGCAGCUUCUAUGCGACAGGUCAGACGUCUUUCAAACCCCUGUAUUCCGAGGUAUACGGGCAGCCAGAGGCCCUCACCUCAUACUCCGAGCACAGCUCCUCUUUUCGCUCCUUCAGUCUCCCUCACUCGACCGCCCGACUUCAGCAUUCUGACCCCGGGCCACCAUAUCGGGAUAGGGACGAGUCUAGCACCUUUGCCAAGAACCAACCAGGAUAUCCCAAGAUCACGACUGUCUCUCCAGGAAACCAGACUAGCAAAAUGAGCCCUUUUUUGUCCAAUACCACAUCCAUUGGUCUGCCAGACAUGGGUGUUGAUAUAGAUGAUGCCAGCCUACCAGUCUCUGAUGUCUGA